UUAGCGGUGGGUGAAAUCAAAAAAUUAGUUGAACAACAAACGCCAAAGAGGCACAUCGGUGAUCAAUUCUUUUUUGAAGUUAACUCAAAUUUAUAAAACAAAAACCCGCCAACAUGGAUGAUCAAUUCAUUGAUGAAGAUCUUACCCCCGAGCAAAUCGCCGUUUUGCAAAAGGCUUUCAACAGUUUCGACAGCCAAAAGUGCGGCAGUAUCUCCACCGAUAUGGUUGCCGAUAUCUUGCGUUUGAUGGGUCAACCCUUCGACAAGAAGAUCUUGGAAGAACUCAUCGAAGAAGUCGAUGAAGAUAAGUCUGGCCGUUUGGAAUUCGAAGAAUUCGUACAAUUGGCUGCCAAAUUCAUUGUUGAAGAAGAUGCUGAAGCUAUGCAAAAGGAAUUGCGUGAAGCUUUCCGUUUGUACGACAAGCAAGGCAACGGUUAUAUUCCCACCACCUGUUUGCGUGAAAUCUUGCGUGAAUUGGACGAUCAAUUGACCGAUGAAGAAUUGGACAUUAUGAUUGAAGAAAUCGAUUCUGAUGGUUCCGGUACCGUUGAUUUCGAUGAAUUCAUGGAAAUGAUGACUGGUGAAUAAAUUCGUUGAGUUUUUCAACUCUAACAACAACAUUCUCAU
Messenger RNA from Musca vetustissima, 626 nucleotides. Its product is annotated as troponin C-like. Gene Ontology annotation, molecular function: enzyme regulator activity; calcium ion binding. The record is from RefSeq and is a predicted model, not a curated record. The transcript is spliced from 3 exons. Bases 114 to 587 code for a protein of 157 amino acids. Lineage: Eukaryota; Metazoa; Arthropoda; Insecta; Diptera; Muscidae.